Messenger RNA from Prorocentrum cordatum, 1361 nucleotides. The record is from the annotation of a GenBank genome assembly. Lineage: Eukaryota; Dinophyceae; Prorocentrales; Prorocentraceae.
AUGGCCAAGGGCGCCGCUUCCAAUCCUCGGAGAGCGGCCAAGGUGAUGAAAACGCCCAAUAAGGACGCAUAUGUGACCAAGGCGCAAAUGGCGCAGUGCCCCAGCCCGCCCCUCGACACCGUCGUCGAUAGAGGCGCUACUGGGGAAAGAACGCAACCUGGGGGGCGGACCGAGAAACAGCAGGUGGCCCGCUUCAUCGAGCGGGGGCUCUCGCACAUUCCUGAGUCCAGGAUUAAGACGCUUCGCGACGCCGAGGGGCAGUCCAUCGCCACCUAUGUGGAGGAGGAAAUGCGCAGGAGGAGGGCCCACCAGGGGCGGCUGAGCGGGCACUUCCUGCAGCAGUUGCAUGCCGACUUCCAGCUGGAAGCUGGCGCGUGGGAUGACCCCCCGCCGCCCGCAGAGGGCGGUGCCCUGGGCGAGGGGCCCCGGGAUCUCGUGAUGCAGUGCCGCGGCGAGAACGAGUUCAAGGCGCAUUGGGGUGUCGUCGCCCGCGAGUUGGGCAACAGUUGGAGGCGCUGCUUCGGGGGCGCCGUGGCCGAGGGACUUCGCGUGAAGAACUUCCUCAAGAGCAGGCAGGGCAUCAUGCAGCUCCUCUUGGACAACCGCGUCGUGAACGCCCUCGUGAAGGCCGACGGCGAGUGCUCCCGGUGCUGCGGGGAGGUCUGCGCCGUGAUGGUGGGCAGCUGCGUGACAGGGGGGGCAUUGUUCCAGGAUAAGUGGCUCUCCUGCGCGAACGCUCCCUUCAAGGGGGAGUGCGUUCGCCAGUUGCGGAGCCUGGGGCGCAGCGACUUCGACGCCGACGAGAUCGCGGGCUACGCGAGCAUGCUGGGCCAGCGGGCCGCGGAGUUAAGGAAGUUGGCGGGCAAGAAGAAGAACAUGUUGAGCAACGUGUUCGAGCUGCGCGGCGUGGCCCUGGACGCCGUGGAAGGGGGCGGCCCUCGGGGCGCAGCGCUGUUCGUGCUGAGGAACCGCGUGGCCACCAUCGCCGUCAACAACGGCCAGUUGACGCCCUUGUGCAAGACGAAGACGCUCCUCGACGAGGGCCGCAACUUCAAGUGCCACAUCCAGUUCCUCACGAAGCACGUUCCUGGGCUCCUUCGGGCCGAGCUGGACCGACAGGGAUUGCAGGCCGUGCCCAACGCUGGCGCGGGCGCCGCUUUCGACGAGACGCUGGAGCUGCUGAAUGCCGCGCGCGGGUCCGAGCUUGCAGCCGCGCCCGGCGAGACGGUGUGCGAGACGGUGUGCGAGGAGCUGUUUGGCAUCUACGACAUCGUUCGCGGGGUUAGCCUAGGCCGGCCUCCGCUGGGCAAGGGCGCGAAAACGUUCGGCGACCUCGCGCCGGGCGUCCUGGCCCGCGCCCC